AAUUGAUCUUUUUUAAAAGCUUCUACAAUUUUUGGAACCACCAUACACUUCGGAAACUUCAACUUCGCAAGUUUGUUCUAACUCGCUCAUAUUUCUGUUGCAAGUUUCCUUUGAAGCAUGAUAUGAUCAAUGGCAAGGCAACAAAGUGGGAGUGAUACAGAGAAAUUGGUAGGGAUAAAUAGACGAGUUUAAUAUAGUUGGUUUUAUAUUGCUAGACGUACUAUUAUUGCUGAUCUAUAGUGUCUUCUCAUAGCAUUUAUUUCGAGCAAAUUUGAUAUGCCUUCUUAUAAGCUGACUUAUUUUCCCAUUCAGGCAUUGGCCGAACCGAUUCGUUUUCUAUUCAGCUAUGGUGGCACUGAAUUUAUCGACUAUCGUUUCGACAGGGCAGAUUGGCCGAAAAUUAAGCCGACUAUGCCGUUUGGCCAAGUUCCUGUGGUUGAAGUAGAUGGAAAGAAGAUCGCACAAUCUGUAGCUAUCUCCCGUUACUUGGCAAAGCAAUAUGGUCUUGCCGGCAAGGACGAUUGGGAAUCUCUAGAAAUUGAUUCUACGGUUGAUACUAUACAUGAUUUACGCGCCAACAUUGCGGCUUAUCACUAUGAAGAUAAUAAAACGGCUAAAGAGGAAAAACUCAAACGCGCUAAGGAGAUAGUGCCGUACUACCUGGAACGUUUAGAUGCUCAGGUGCAGAAGAACGGUGGUUAUUUCGUUGGUGGUGCUCUAAGCUGGGCCGAUUUCACUUUUGUUGGUCUGUUGGAUUAUCUAAAUUUUAUGAUGCGGGAGAAUAUAAUCGAGAAAUAUGAUAAUCUGAAACAACUGAAGCAAAAGGUCGAAAAGAUACCGUCUAUCAAAAGUUGGAUUGAGAAACGUCCGAGCGAUAUAAAUCCAUGAAUAUUAUCUAUGUCAUUGAUACUUUUAUUGAUGAUUAAUUUUUUAAUCAUUAAUUGUUCAUUUAUGUCACUUUGUAUAACAGAUAUUAAUUUCUUUUUAUCUCUGCUUAAAUUUUUAUAUAUGUAUAUAUUAUAGAUUUAUAAGUGUGCACCGAAUAUAUUUUGAUACUUGUUGAAAGUUAGUUGUUACUUGUAUAUUAAUACGAUGAUAAGAAGAUUGUAAAGCUAUAUCUAAUGGAAUCUUAAUAAGACUGUUUUCGCAUUA
Messenger RNA from Camponotus floridanus (Florida carpenter ant), 1152 nucleotides. RefSeq names its product glutathione S-transferase. Gene Ontology annotation, molecular function: glutathione transferase activity. NCBI's taxonomy places the organism in Eukaryota, Metazoa, Arthropoda, Insecta, Hymenoptera, Formicidae. Bases 277 to 888 code for a protein of 203 amino acids. The transcript is spliced from 4 exons. The record is from RefSeq and is a predicted model, not a curated record. Gene Ontology annotation, biological process: glutathione metabolic process.